Arctia plantaginis is the source of this 480-nucleotide messenger RNA. Lineage: Eukaryota; Metazoa; Arthropoda; Insecta; Lepidoptera; Erebidae. The record is from the annotation of a GenBank genome assembly.
AUGGCUGAAAAUACACAAGAUCAAGUACUAGCGAUAGUCGCAAAUAUAGUUAAAAACCAAGAUCCUGUGGAAAAGACUAAUGACGAAGGAAACGAGAAUAACCAAAAAAGUGUAAAGAAAAAUGAACCUAUCAGAGGUCUACCAAAAUCUGGCCGGUUUUGGAAGUCUAAAAAAGAAAGAUUCGCUACUGUAAAUAAAACCAAAGGUUUAAAAGCUAGUUUUGAAAAGAAAGCUGCUUUACGAUUGGAGUUACAGAAAACAAAAGAGCUGUCAAGACAGAUGUUAGAAGAGAUGAAACAGAAAGAACUUGAGAAAAAAGAACGAAGAAGAGAGAACAUCAAGCGCACUGAGGAAAAUAGACGAAAAGCUGAAAUAGUACAAGUGAUUACCAAUACAGCCAAACUAAAACGAAUGAGAAAGAAACAGCUAAGAUUUAUUGAGAAAAGAGAUACUACUCAACAUGUGCAAGCUAAUAAAUAA